Selaginella moellendorffii is the source of this 318-nucleotide messenger RNA. RefSeq names its product cold-responsive protein kinase 1-like. The record is from RefSeq and is a predicted model, not a curated record. NCBI's taxonomy places the organism in Eukaryota, Viridiplantae, Streptophyta, Lycopodiopsida, Selaginellales, Selaginellaceae. Gene Ontology annotation, molecular function: ATP binding; protein kinase activity. The coding region runs from base 1 to 318 and encodes 105 amino acids. Gene Ontology annotation, biological process: protein phosphorylation. The transcript is spliced from 3 exons.
AUGCAUAACUUUACGUACCAUGAGCUCGAGACGGCAACAAAAGGCUUCUCGGACGAUAACAAGCUUGGUCGUGGUGCAUUUGGAACGGUUUUUAAGGGAGUGCUGAAAGAUGGUAGCGAAGUUGCCGUUAAGCAGCUGGACUUGCAUUCCAAACAGGGACAGCGAGAGUUUGUCAACGAGCUGUCUAUUAUAACGAGCAUUCAGCACAAGAACCUUGCAAAACUUCGAGGUUAUUGCCUUGACCGAGACGAUCGAAUACUAGUGUAUGAAUUUCUAGAGAACAAGAGCCUUGAUCAGCUAUUAUUUGGUAAGAACUAG